UCUCUGUAUUUCUGGCUCUCUCUACAUUUUUAGGGUUUUAGCGAUGGAAAACUCUAAAAUUCCCCUUGAAGCCUAGGAAGAUGAAGCAGGUUCAAUCAUUGGCACAACACUUUCUUGUACCAACAACAAAGAAAACUCCAAAUCUUUGAAAUCUUUGAAGUUGGCUCAAUCAUUGGUAUUGACAUUGGCACAACGCUUUAUUGUUUUAGUGUCUACAAGAACAGGCAGGUUGAAAUUAUAGCCAACGACGAAGCAUGUCUUAUGUUUACUGACAGUGAGAAUCAGAUCGGUGAGGCUGCAAAGAAUGAGGCUGCUGUCAACCCUGAAAGGACUAUCUUUCACUUCAUAAAGCCAAUAGCAAGAAAUUAAGUUGUUUUGUUGAUUUGUUUUGUGAUUAUUUGUUUUGGUAUUGACAUUGGCACAACGCUUUGUUUUGAAGGAUGCAAUUUGUGUGCCCCAUUCGUGCUAAGAUCUCAAGCUGAGACAACUUCAACUCUUAAGCCAAGCUAUAUAAUGUGUGUUCAAGCUUGGCCCAUAAGAAGUUCAGGCGAGCUCGAGCUCAUAGCUCAUGCUCGAAUUUGGCCGGUGGUAGUCCAACGCAACAUUUCGUUUGCAUCUGUGAUGGAAAGCUCUAAAAUUCCCUCUAAAGCUUAUGAAGAUGAAGCAGGUUCAGUCAUUGGCACAAUGCUUUCUUGUGCCAAUGACCAAGAAAACUCCAAAUCUUUUGAAAUCUUUGAAGCUGGCUCAAUCAUUGGUACUAACAUUGGCACAAUGCUUUAUUGUGUUAGUAUUUACAAGAACGGUCAGGUUGAAAUUAUAGCCAACGACGAAGCAUGUGUUGCAUUCAUUGACUGUGAGAAUCUGAUUGGUGAGGUUGCAAAGAACCAGGUAGCUGUCAACCUUGAAAGGACCAUCUUUCACUUCAAAAGGCUAAUAGAAGAAAAGAUGCCAUUUAUGAGCACCUUUCGUGCUGAAGUUGAGAUCUUGAGCCAAUAUCUCAAGUUGAGACAAUCUCAGCUCUUAAGCCGAGCUAUGUAAUGUGUGUUCAAGCAUGGCCCAUAGAAAGUUCGGGCGAGUUCGAGCUCAGCACUCAAGCUCGAGUUUGUUAAGAAUGUCAUUUCGAGCCGAGUUGGGUACUUG
Corylus avellana is the source of this 1140-nucleotide messenger RNA. RefSeq lists its product as uncharacterized. Gene Ontology annotation, molecular function: ATP-dependent protein folding chaperone; ATP binding. The record is from RefSeq and is a predicted model, not a curated record. NCBI's taxonomy places the organism in Eukaryota, Viridiplantae, Streptophyta, Magnoliopsida, Fagales, Betulaceae.